GGGAUUGCGAGUAUUACGACUACUCGUAUUUGUUUGCUGGCCGCCAGUCGCCGAUGUCACAUCGAAGACGUUGUUUCGCGGUUUUGUGGAGUGCGCAAAAAAAUCAUAAAUAAUACAUUUAUCGAAAUUGAAAUUCUGCAAAGACAACUCUCCUUUUAAUUACCAACGGCUGAUCGAAAAUAAUGCUUUCGGCGAGGGAGCAGUUCUUCAAUAGCAAUGAAGGCACCGCCGGCAUUGGCUUGGGCAUCGAGAUUGGCGAUAGUGGCACCUCAAAGGCGGGACGCGGUGUCUACAAUGCCACCACAGUGCCCAUGACGAAUGCGAGUAGCUGGCGCAAUGGACAAACGAAUACAGUAGCAAAUGCCACGCCCACUGUCAGUGCAACGCCCGCUACCAGUCAGCUUGUUACCGUAAAGCAGACGCCAUUGGAACCCGUGGCGGAGGGCGAAGAGGAGGUGCAUUUUGAUAUGGACGCAUUGUCCAAUCUGCCAGGUCGUGAUCCCGUGGACAUUGAGUUCAAGGAUCUCUCCCUCACGGUCAAAUUGGGCUUCAAUCGAGGCGAGAAGGAAAUUUUGCAUAAUGUGUGUGGUAAGUUUCCGGGUAGCCAGCUAAUUGCCAUAAUGGGUCCAUCUGGAGCAGGUAAAUCCACUUUACUUGAUGCUUUAUCUGGCUUUAAAACCACUGGGGUGAUGGGCUCCAUUCUGCUCAAUGGACGACGACGAGAUUUGCCCUCAUUCCGUCGCCUCUCCUGCUAUAUCACACAGGAUGAUCGCCUGCAGCCUUUGCUGACCGUAAGCGAAAAUAUGCAUAUUGCCGCCGACCUUAAAUUGGGUAACGAUGUUAGCUAUGAGGAGAAGGAGAGCAGGAUUGAAGAUAUUUUAUUGCUGCUGGGUCUUUACGAUCACGAUCAGACGCUGACAAUGCGUCUGUCUGGAGGUCAGAAGAAAAGGCUAUCCAUUGCCUUGGAAUUGAUUAAUAAUCCCACUGUGAUGUUCCUGGACGAGCCGACGACCGGCUUGGACAGCAGUUCCUGCACCAAGGUCUUGGAGUUGCUCAAGAGAUUGACCUCGCAGGGUCGCACCAUCAUUUGCACCAUACAUCAACCCACUGCCAAAUUGUUCCAAAUAUUCGAUCAGGUCUAUGUGUUAUCCGCCGGCAACUGCGUCUAUCAAGGCGGCACUCAGAAGCUCGUGCCAUUCCUGCAAUCGGUGGAUCUGCCUUGUCCCAUGUACCACAAUCCAGCUGAUUAUAUUAUCGAGUUGGCAUGUGGCGAGUAUGGCUUUGACAAGAUCGAUACGCUCAAGAGCGCCAAUGAGAAUGGCAGCUGUCUGACCUGGUUCAAUAAUCCGGGAGCUGUACUCCGUGCCGAGGCCCUGAUGAGGAAACAUCCCAUUCCCAGGCGCACCAAGAACGUUUCCCUGGAGAACACCAGUUUUACCAAUCAAUGCUCCGUCCUGCUGCGACGUGGAUACAUUAAGACCCGACGAGACACGACAAUGACACAUAUGCGGAUCAUUGUCAACAUUGCUGUGGCUGUUCUUUACGGAGCUAUGUACGAUCGUGCUGGAAAGGAGGGAUCAAGGGUUCUCGAUAAUUAUAAUCUUCUUUUUGCCAUAUUGAUGCAUCAUUCCAUGACGACUAUGAUGCUGACGGUGCUAACAUUCCCAAUUGAGAUGACGAUAUUAAUAAAGGAACACUUUAAUCGCUGGUAUUCCCUGAAGGCCUUUUACUUUGCCAUGACGCUCAUAGACUUGCCCAUAACGAUUUUUUGUAGUUUCAUUUUCUCGGUUAUUAUAUAUUUAUGGAGUUACCAGCCGCUGGAAUGGGUGCGCUUCUGGAUGUUCUUUUCCAUCAGUUUGCUCGUUGUGUUUGUGGGACAAAGUUUUGGCCUUAUAAUUGGCGCCUGGUUCAAUGUGGUCAAUGGCACAUUCCUGGCUCCGGUGCUUACCAUUCCUAUGAUGAUGUUUGCUGGCUUUGGUGUCACGCUGCGAGAUCUUCCGAGCUAUUUGAAAUGGGGAAGUCAUAUAUCCCAUUUACGAUAUGGUCUAGAGGGCUUUAUAGCUGCCAUUUAUGGGCUGAAUCGUGGUACCCUGGAAUGCAACGAAGCGCCUUAUUGCCAUUACAGAUAUCCAAAGAAAUUUCUGGAGGAGAUUACUAUGUCUGGUGAUCAGUUCUGGAAUGAUAUCAUUGCACUGUGUGUAAUGACCUUCUUAUUCCGAUUUGGCGCCUAUAUUGUGCUCAAGGCUAAGAUCAAGUCGGUCAGAUGAGCGCGUUGACCUCCAUAACGAUAACAACUUGCCCUCUGUAUUAUGUAUAAAUUGUUGAACAUUAUAUUUAGUGUUAUUUUUAUUAAAUUAAUUACGUUACAAACUUGGUUAUUAAAGCUACGGGACGUAGAUUCUAUAUGCAUAC
This is a messenger RNA of Drosophila innubila, 2412 nucleotides long. RefSeq names its product ATP-binding cassette sub-family G member 4. The transcript is spliced from 10 exons. Gene Ontology annotation, cellular component: plasma membrane. NCBI's taxonomy places the organism in Eukaryota, Metazoa, Arthropoda, Insecta, Diptera, Drosophilidae. Gene Ontology annotation, molecular function: ATP hydrolysis activity; ABC-type transporter activity; ATP binding. The record is from RefSeq and is a predicted model, not a curated record. Bases 183 to 2267 code for a protein of 694 amino acids.